Messenger RNA from Aspergillus steynii IBT 23096, 2286 nucleotides. Its product is annotated as putative GAJ protein. The transcript is spliced from 6 exons. Gene Ontology annotation, biological process: transmembrane transport; carbohydrate transport. The record is from RefSeq and is a predicted model, not a curated record. NCBI's taxonomy places the organism in Eukaryota, Fungi, Ascomycota, Eurotiomycetes, Eurotiales, Aspergillaceae. Gene Ontology annotation, molecular function: carbohydrate:proton symporter activity. The coding region runs from base 1 to 2286 and encodes 761 amino acids. Gene Ontology annotation, cellular component: membrane.
AUGGGCUCCGCAACAUUUGAGCUUGCCGGUCGGCAGUUCCCACGUGUAACAUGGUGGAAAAAUCCCGGCAUGCGCAAAACCUACAUCUGUCUGAUGUUCGUGGUGUUGACUUCGGCCACCAAUGGUUACGACGGAUCCAUGAUGAACGGGCUGCAGACCCUGGACUACUGGCAGGAGUAUUUCAACCACCCGUCGGGCUCGCUCUUGGGUAUUCUCAGUGCGAUCAUGUCGCUGGGGUCAUUGGCCGCCUUGCCCGUUGUGCCUUAUGCUGCCGAUCUGCUGGGGCGUCGAAUGGGCGUCUUAAUCGGCUGUACGAUCAUGAUUCUGGGGGUUGUCCUGCAGAGCAUUAGUGCCAACUACGGCAUGUUUUUGGCCGCUCGAUUCCUGAUCGGAUUUGGAGUAGCCAUUGCCCAUGGUGCCUCUCCUUUGCUGAUUACCGAGCUGGUCCACACGCAACAUCGCGCCGUUUUUACCACCAUCUACAACACCACGUGGUACCUGGGUUCCAUUGUCGCAGCAUGGCUUACGUUCGGCACCAACAACAUCAAGAGCGACUGGGCGUGGCGCGCUCCGACCGUCGUCCAGGCCGUGCCAUCCGUUCUUCAGAUCAUCUUCAUUUGGUUCGUUCCCGAGUCGCCUCGAUUCUUAAUCUACAAGGGCAAGAACGAGCAGGCGCUGAAAGUGUUGGCCGAUUGCCACGCCAAUGGUGACCAAAUGGAUGAGGUGGUGCAGCUGGAGAUGCACGAGAUCCAGGAGACCAUCCGCCUGGAGAAGGAGUACGAGAGCAGCAACUGGAUGGAGCUGAUCCGCACCAAGGGCAACCGCCACCGUAUGAUCAUCUGUAUCUCGGCCGGUCUGUUCUCGCAGUGGUCCGGCAACGGCCUGGUGUCGUACUAUAUCGCCAAGAUCCUGGAGUCGAUCGGCUACACCAGCUCCGUCCAGCAGAACCUGAUCAACGGCUGUCUGCAGAUCAUGAACUUCAUCGUCGCUCUGACGAUGUGCUUCUUCGUGGACAAGAUCGGUCGCCGCAAGCUCUUCCUCAUCUCCACUGCCGGCAUGCUGGUGGCGUUCAUCGUCUGGACGAUCUGCUCCGCUCGCUACGACAUCUCGCACACGUCCGGCACGGCCAACGCGGUCAUCGCGAUGAUCUACGUCUACUACCUCUUCUACAACGUUGCCUGGUCCGGCCUGCUGGUCGGAUACACGGUGGAGAUUCUCCCGUACAGCAUCCGUGCCAAGGGCAUGACCGUGAUGUGGUUCUGUAUCGAUGCUGCGCUCUUCUUCAACCAAUAUAUCAACCCGAUCGCGCUGGACAACAUCGGCUGGAAAUACUACAUCUUCUACUGCGUGUGGCUCGGCUUCGAACUGGUCGUCGUCUGGUUCUUCUACAUCGAGACGCGCAACACGCCGCUCGAGGAAAUCGCCAAGUACUUCGACGGCGACAACGCGAUGGUCGGCGGCGUCGCCGGCACCCAGAAGGCCAAGGAGCUGGCCACGACGCUGUCGGUCGAGGAGACGGUCACCAGCACGGAGAAGGUCAGCGUGGUGAACGAGAAGCCUCCCCCCAAACAGACCCGCGCCGCCAAACAAGCCCUCAUCGUGGCGCACCUGCAGUCAACCCAGACCUGCCACACGCUGAAAGAACUUGAGAAAUCCUUACCCGCAGUGGCCUCGGUGCACGCGAUGCAGGUGAAAGAGCACCUCCAGGAACUGGCGGACGAGGGCCGGAUCCGCGUGGAGAAGAUCGGCAGCGGGAACUGGUACUGGAGCUUUGCGGGGGACGAGCGACGCGAGAAGGAGCGGGUACGCAGCGAGUUGCUGAGCGAGGUGGGGAGGGCGCGGGCUGCGUGUGAGAAGACCGAGGGGAAAUUGGCGGCGCGCAGGCUGCAGAUGGAGCGGGAGCGGGAGGACUACGACCAGGGAGAUCAGGGACGGGAGCAGGGGGAGAAGAUGGGGGAUGAGAAAGGGGAAGAGAAGGGCGAAGAGGUGGAAGCCGUGAGAAAUGCGUUGAUGAAACAAAAGGCGGCGCUGGAAGCCGAGUGCAGGCGGGUUCGGGGCCAGGCGAAAGCGCAGGCAGAUCGGGGAAAAAGCGUGCCGGAGAUGAAGGCAGAGACGGAGAGAUUCCGAGCAGCAGCGCAGAUGUGGACGGAUAACGUCUUCGUGCUGGAGGCAUACGUCCGUCGCUUGGCCGGGGGGGAUCGGGAGAUUCUGACGGCGCUGCAGCAGGAAUGUUACGGGGGGGAGUACGUGGACGGCGAGGGAUUGCGCGAGUUGCCGGAGGAUUAA